CUGCCACACUGAACUUAACGGUAUAGCUGGACAAAUCCUACAACAUUAAACAUACCUGAGAGCUCACAAACCUAUGCUGCCUGCCUGACAGAAUCUGCAUUAGGCACUAGCUGUUUUCAUUCCUCUGAAGCAAAUUUGGUAAAUUCUUCUUGUAUUCCAUGUAUAAAAAUGAAUGCUUCCAAUCAUUGCUUGAAUGAUGGCACUACACAGUUUUGACUGAUGAAGUGGGUAAGAGAUAUUUAGAUGAUAUAGCUGGACCUUUUCCAUCUCUGUAUUUUUUGGUUUCUCACUGUUCUACUCUUUUCUUUUCAUCUGGAAAUUAGUUUGAAGUAUAGCUGUUGCUGAAGUGUGUAAACCUCAAAGACACACGCCAUGCUGCCAGAGUGUACCUCUGACAGAGAAACAUUUAAUUCCUGUUCUUUGUAUCAUUUGGGAAAAAGGUGGGGAGAAUAUUUGAAAGCAUUGGGAAAGAGUAAGAGAACUGGAGUAUUUAUUUAAUAUUGUUUUGCUGUUAUCCUAUGCAGCUAUAUUUCUUGAAUUUAGCUGUAGGAAAGCUUACUUUACAAUCUAGCAUCCCAUUAUUUUUCUGAAAUGGCAAAAAAUGUUGUUUUCUGUAGGCCAGCCUUUUCCUGAGCAGAACAGUCAGGUGGAGAGUUCAAAACUGCAGUUGCCAAAAGAAAUAAUUGGUAAAGGCCCACUUAACUUCAGCAAGGAGAAUUUUUUCACUAUAUUAGGAAGUGUUUUUUUAAUUGAAAUGACUUUUUAUCAAAGUGUUCAUACAAAUGCACACAGAUGCAGGCACUCCCAGCAGCUUAGGGCAUAGAAUACGACCUGUUUAUAGCUCUAAUCCAAAAUUUUCUGUAACAUUUACGCAUAAAAUUGUGGUUUAAAAAAAAGCCACUCUAUUUAAAAUGUUUACAAGAAAUAUGAACCCUGUUUCAGAUAUACCUGAAAUGGUUCUCAAAGUAGCAUAUUCCCUCCAUCUCCUGACAAAUAUCUCCUUUUAGCCUUUUUUAAUAUCUUAUUCCAAUCUGCUUCUCUCUCUGCUCUGCAGUUUUGAGCUCUGGUGAAGUCUGUCCCUAAAGCCGCCUAGAGCUGAUAGCUGCUUUUACAUUCUGGCUAUCCCUUAUUCACUGUGUGUUUGGGGGAAAAAAAGUUUAAGUCAUUUCAAAGCUUUCCUCAUGAAUUAUUUCUAGAGGAAGCAAAGCUUCAUCGCCUUCUCAGGGAACACAUGCCUUUGGUGUUUUGGUUUCUGUGAGAAAUGCAAGAAAGCAGCUCUAGAACUAGCUGUUCCUGCUUAUGCCUGUUGCAAAGGGAAGGACACCAGCCUGGUCACAGAAGCCCAGACACCAGAGUCCCGUACCAGCUUCCUUCAUGGUAUUCAUCAAGUCUCUUGAUUUGUAUGCCCUGCUCUUAGGAAUAGGGUUUUAUCUUAAAUGUUUGAUUUUAGUGAUGUGCUGGAUUUUCAGUAAUAUCUGGUUUUCUGAAGAAGAAAUAAGUCACCUUUGACCAGAAAUGGAAAACUUCAGUAUAGAAGAUGACAGUACAACAAAAAAAGGUAACACUGCUUGGCUGUGGCAUGGUGCUGAAGCCCCUCUCCUGGGAGGCACGAGUUUCAAAGGCCAUGAAGACUCUAAGACAUGGCUAAAAAUCUUCUGCUGUACCUGAGAAAAUGAAUGUCCUCCCCUGAAGAGUGAGACUGGGAGUGAAUUUGGACUGGGUUGUUCUUUCCACAGAAAGGACUCCAGGAAAGGGUGAACCUAGGAUGAAAAUGUGCAGAGAUUUCCAAGGACCUGGUCAGGCAGUCUGUUGUCAGACCCAUGUGCUCUAGGAAGCAGCAUGUGUGAAUAGUCUGUUGGAUGUGAAACACCUUUGAACCUCACUGUGUCGUCAGAGGUUCUGAGACUGCAAAGACGGUGUACACUACUGGAAUUGUGUAUAAUUUUUCCUCUGGAAGCUAAUGUUUAUGGAAAAAGUUGUAAGAGUGUAGGAGAAAGAGGCUCUUGAAGAGCAGGCCUGCUCUUCUUAUCGUGUUACAGCAUCUCUGAAGAGCUCAGCUUUACAAACAUGACGCCAAGAAGAGCCUGUGAGGUUUUGAACAUGGGCACCCAGCCACACGCUGUGACCAAGGCAGAGAUCCCUGACUAUGUUCUUUACACCGUAGGAACAUGUGUGCUCAUUAUUGGCUUCAUUGGCAUCAUUGGAAACCUCCUAGUCCUCUACGCAUUUUACAGCAACAAGAAAUUGAGGACACCCCAAAACUACUUCAUAAUGAAUUUGGCUGUGAGCGACUUCCUGAUGUCAGCUUCUCAGGCACCCAUGUGCUUUGUCAACAGCUUGCACAGAAAGUGGAUACUUGGAGAAAUAGGCUGUGAUUUGUACGCUUUCUGUGGGGCACUCUUCGGAAUAACCUCAAUGGUGACUUUAUUAGCUAUUUCUGUUGACCGCUACCUUGUGAUCACUAAACCCCUGCGAUCCAUACAGUGGACUUCAAAGAAACGCACCAUGCAGAUCAUCGCUCUUGUGUGGCUGUACUCACUUGGAUGGAGUGUGGCUCCGCUCUUGGGGUGGAGUUCCUAUGUGCCUGAGGGCUUGAUGAUAUCCUGUACAUGGGACUAUGUAACCUACUCCCCUGCAAACAGAAGUUACACCAUGAUUUUGUGUUGCUGCGUUUUUUUUAUUCCCCUGAUAAUAAUAUUCCAUUGUUAUUUAUCUAUGUUCCUGGCCAUAAGACGUACUGGCAGAGAUGUUCAAAGGCUGGGGUCCUGCAGCCAGAAAUCCUACCUUUCUCAGUCCAUGAAGAAUGAAUGGAAACUGGCAAAAAUUGCUUUUGUGGUCAUCAUUGUGUUUGUCUUGUCCUGGUCUCCAUAUGCUUGUGUCACCUUGAUUGCCUGGGCGGGUCGAGGCGACACCCUAACACCAUAUUCCAAAUCUGUGCCAGCAGUUAUUGCAAAAGCUUCUGCAAUCUACAACCCCAUCAUAUAUGCAAUAAUUCACCCAAGAUACAGAAAAACCAUCCACAAUGCUGUUCCCUGCUUGAGGUUCCUAAUACGAAUAUCGAAGAAUGACCUCCUGAGAGGCUCCAUAAAUGAGUCAUCAUUCAGGACCUCUCUCUCCAGCCAUCAGUCUCUUGCUGGCAGGACCAAGAGCACUUGUGUUUCGUCAGUUUCCACUGGAGAAGCUACCACUGACGACACAAUGAUGCAUGAAAGUAUCAACUGUGAUGAUUUCAUAAACCACAAAUUACCCAGAUUAUCCUUGCAAUACGAGACCUGGAGCGAUGUAGAGCUUGACCCGGUAGAGCCAGCUCAUAAGAAACUGCAGCCUCACCGAAGUCAUUCUUUCUCAACAAGUCUGAGACAGGAGAAGAAAGUCCUGCUCCCAAAGACCUGGAGCUGUGAUGCAGCAAGUGCAGAAAAGGUUUCACUCUCCUCCAGCUGUUUGGAGAAGGUGUUUGGGCAGCCAGUCCUAUACAGUCCCUCUGCAACACUCAUGAACAGCUGCCUAAGAACAGCUUCUCUGCCUGUCCAUUUGAAUAGCAGCAGUGUCAGCAGAGGAGGAGACUCAGGCACUUCACAUCUGGCAACUCAAGAAAGUCAAGUUAAUGGAGUCCUGGGCUCUAUCAUUAGCAAUAUAGUCCCCCGCAUCAUCAUCAUUCCUACCUCAGAGACCAACCUAUUUCAAGAGGAACUGGAAGAGGAAGAGACUGAAUUAUUCCAGUUUCAUAACAAAAAGGGAAAUCUGCUGGACUUGGAAGGGCUUAGCUCAUCCAUGGAGUUCCUUGAAGCUGUUGAGAAAUUUCUAUCGUAAGUUUGUCAGAAGAAAACUUUCCGGUAAUUAUUUUCUUGGCAUCUUCUCCACUUAAUUAUACCAAAUAACCAAAGCCUUGUAGGUUAGAUCAUCAGGCUUUUUGUAUGUUUAUACAGUAGUCACUAGGCAGCCUUCAGAUUUAUCUUUGUCCAGACCAGUUCAGGCGUGGAAACAGGCUUUCAGAUUGUGCUGCAGGAAAUGAGCAGUGGAAGAUCUGGCAGCAAGAUUGAGUGGCAUCGGUCAAGUUGGCCGCCUGCUUUGGUGGGGCCCUGAUUUGUAACCACAGAGAGAGGUGCCAGCAGAAGGAAAAAUGACUGAGCAGGAGCAGGGGCAGCUACUGAAUGUUUCUGCUACCUGUGCAGCUCUCUUCUGGGUGGUGAUAGGAAGCCCCACAAGACCACUGCUUCCACCAGCCCCAGCAGUAAUGCAAAUGGCUAGAUGAUGUGAACUGGUUUUUAAUCAAAUUAUUUUCAGCAUUGCUUUUGUUGUGUUUUGGUUUUUUAAAUAGGCAGCUUGCUAGACAUAAAUAAAUUGAUGGUAUAACUGGGAAGUGACUGCUUGCCUUUAAAAGUUAGUGCUAGAAGUCUGGAUUUUACUUCAGUGUUAGCAUGAUCACCUGAAUGUCCAAAGGCAAGGUGCUAUACCCUAAAACAUACACUACUACUUGUAGAAGCAUUUAGAGCACCUUCAGAGUUACAAUCUUGACUAAAUAUGGGUGUAUCCUAAUGAGUCUGUGAUUUAAAGGGUGAAUGUUCACAGCUGGCUUGACAAGUCAUUGAUAAAAAUAAAGCCUUGGCUGCUACGUAUCACUUGUCUCUCCAGAGGAGAUUCUUCUCUUCUCUAAAACGACCCAGCAGAUGUCUUCUACAGGUCAUUUACCAGAGGCCUUCAGAGCAGGUAAAACAUCAUAUCCAGCAGACAACUCCACAGUACUGUGGUGUUUGCUACAGGAUUUGUGCUCACAUCGUUACCUGUGGUUACUGAUUGUGUUUAUUUUAUCUGUGCUUCACAUUAUGGGUCAGGUUCACAAGACUCUCAUAGCAUUUUAUUCCCAACUGCAUUCCUCCUUUUGUUACUCAUUUUCCUGUGUUCUCCACAUCCUCCCUUUCAGUCUCUGACUUUAACUGUAGAUAACUUAAACUAUGUUGUUCUCCACAUAAUAUCAGUAUAGCUUAGUAGAAAGCAGGCAUUUCUCUGGAUAUAAUAGUGCAAAUGUUUGAUCCAGCGAGUCUAGUAGCUUUCAGACAUCCACGAGAGGGAGAGUUUAUGUUCAGAGUCUCAGUUUAUUCCCUUGACUGUAUCCUAGAUCACACAGAGACCACUGAGAGCAUUUCCAAGUUUUGUGUAUGCACUGGCUGGUCUUGAAAGGUAAUUUCUCUUUUCCUGUUCUCCUGAUGCAAAAAAACAGAUGGAAAGCAUAGCAGUAUUUUUUAAAACAAUUUCUUUGUUAAAAAAUAAGACAGCACAAAUCUUGUUUGCCGCUAGCUAGACAGGAACACCACUGAAGAACAAACUGAAAUCCAAUGCCUCCAAACUUGCAGACCCGAGGCUUUGCAGGGUGUCAGCACAGCAGACCUUCAAGAGGUCCGAGACACUUGCUUUUGGUACAGGCUGUGCUCUUUCUAGGGAAAAAAAAUCCACUGCUGGGUUACAGAGGUGAUUGCUGAGACAGGCUGCCUAUUGCAAUGCUAGCACUCUUAAUGCUGCUAUUAUUUGAGGUACUCUGCUGUCUAGAGACCCUCAUCAGAAAUGUGGCCAACAUACCUCCUUACCUUGUAGAGAAGAGGGGAAAAGGGUGGUGGAGCCACAUCAUGUGUGUAGUCGUCUGCAUGCAGCCCUGGUGCACGGGGCCAGGGCUCGGCCAGGGCAGCACCGCGCUGCAGUACCUUUGGCUGAGUUGCCGAAAGCUGUGCCCAUCAGGUGCCGGGUCAGGAAUCAUGCCGAGGUCAGCUGCAAUCAGUUCAGCACUCCAAAGGUAAUUCCUGCAUUUGAGGACUGGCACAGUGAGCAGGCAGCGGGGGGCAGCUGCUGGGGACUGCGAUGGGGAUGUGCUCGCCUGCAGCUCCUUGGUGCCAGGUGUUCCUGUGUGGGGUUUUGGCCACAAUGAGUAAUAAAAUGUUAAUUAAAUGCAAAGUUCAUAGAAAAUGAAAGAGGCUUAAUCCCAGGGUAAGCAUACUGUCCUGUCAUCUCUGAUUCUUUUCAUUUUGUUGAUGAACCUGUCCUGUCUGAUUUGGUGGGGGUUUUUUCCUAUGUCAGCUGUGCAGUGACCAACCUUCUUGCUUGUAAUAUCCUCAGCUGCUGUAUCUCCUUUCUUCUUGAGCCAGAUGUUGCUUAGCAAGUGUUCUUAUAAGGCUUAUACCUGACUUUUACUGUUGUAAUUACUCCAAAUAACAAUAAGAAAAUGUAUUUGCUGUUCCAAGAUAUAAAAACAUGCCCUAGAGCAGAUUUUGCACUCAAGAUGUUGACAGACUUGUACUGGUGAGGCUGUAGGCAGGAUAUUGCCGUAGUUUCUGAUGGGAUGAAGAAAGUAAGACCCAAAGUAACAGCCAACAAACUCCUCUUUACCCAGACAAAGUUUUGCAUUCUACUUAGUCUACAAGAUGACUUUCCAGUGAUCUCUUGCAUAUGUGCUGGUACUAAAAAAGUGUCUCAGAAAACUAGUGGGCUUGAGGUACAUGCGAGGAAGUGUUUCACUUGUACACUGUUAAUGUCAUAUACAAUUAGUACCACUGCUUCUGAAGCUAAUGUCAAGUUUACUGUUUACUUCAACUGAUGUAUGCUAGAAUGCCAAAUGACAUAGCGGUAGAGAGAUAAAACAUAAAGUUGUAUGAAAUACCAGUUAGACUUACUACGUUCAUUGUGAGAUUUUUGCAGAAACAUCAGUCACAGAGUAGAAGAGUCUUAAAUUGACUACCACAAUGCAGAAAAACUUCAUAAACUUCUUUGCUGCCACAUUAGAAUAGAGGGCACAUAAAAAUGUACAAUAUUAACUGUUGCUUCCCAUUUCACAAAGGAAUGUACUGGUUCACUGAAAUGGAAUAAAAAUUCUUAGGAGUUAAACUAAACUA
Molecule: messenger RNA, 6878 nt
Organism: Falco peregrinus (peregrine falcon)
Lineage: Eukaryota; Metazoa; Chordata; Aves; Falconiformes; Falconidae
Product: melanopsin-like
Exons: 16
Coding region: 2068-3810 (580 amino acids)
Biological process (GO): G protein-coupled receptor signaling pathway; visual perception
Cellular component (GO): membrane
Molecular function (GO): G protein-coupled receptor activity
Source: RefSeq, a predicted model, not a curated record